Messenger RNA from Colletotrichum higginsianum IMI 349063, 1476 nucleotides. Its product is annotated as Glycosyl hydrolase family 43 protein. NCBI's taxonomy places the organism in Eukaryota, Fungi, Ascomycota, Sordariomycetes, Glomerellales, Glomerellaceae. The transcript has 4 exons. Gene Ontology annotation, molecular function: hydrolase activity, hydrolyzing O-glycosyl compounds. Bases 1 to 1476 code for a protein of 491 amino acids. Gene Ontology annotation, biological process: carbohydrate metabolic process. The record is from RefSeq and is a predicted model, not a curated record.
AUGCGUGUCUCGCCUCUUGCUCUGGCUGCUUCCCUCUCGCUGGGUGGUGUGAACGCCGCUCUCAGCAUUGUUCCUGGGGCAACAUGGACUGCCACAAACACCGUCUUCUACCCCGCAAGCAACGAAGCGGAAGACGUGCGUCGUCGGAAGAAAAAGAAAAAGCACUCACUGACCGAGGAGAACAGCGAGGAAAAUGGCGUCUACUACAUGAUCGGCGAGGAAAAGACCGACGGCGCCCUGUUCCAGGCGGUCAACUGCUACUCCUCGACCAACCUCAUCGAAUGGAGCUUCGAGGGCCGCCUCCUGAGCCGCACCGAGGAGGCCGGCGACCUCGGCCCGAACCGCAUCAUCGAGCGGCCCAAGGUCACCAAGAACGACGCCACCGGCAAAUACGUCCUCCACCUGCACGUCGACUCCCAGGACUACAAGGACGCGCGCGUCGGCGUCGCCACGGGCGACACCGUCUGCGGCGAGUACGAGUACAUCCGGAGUUUCCGCCCCUUUGACUACCAGAGCCGCGACAUUGGCAUCUUCAAAGAUGACGAUGGAACGGGAUACCUCUUGACCGAAGACGUGAGUCUUCUUCUUCUUCUUCUUCUACUUCUUGAGUGGUGGAUUGUAGUUGUUAUUGUUGUUGUUGCUGACAAAAGACGGCAGCGCGAGUACGGAACCCGUAUCAUCAAACUCACGGACGACUAUCUCGAUGUUGCCGAGGUGACCUUCGGAUGGGAAUACUUCGCCGAGUCGCCGGCGCUGGUGAAGCGCAACGGCACUUACUUCAUCUUUGGCUCUCACCUUACAGGCUGGAACCCCAACGACAACGUCUACAGCUACGCCACGUCUCUCUCGGGCCCCUGGUCCGAAUGGACCGAGUUCGCGCCCGUCGGCUCCAAGACCUACAGCAGCCAGGUCAGCUUCGUCCUGCCGCUGGGCACCGACAAGGCCAUCUACAUGGGCGACAGGUGGCACUCGACGAACCUCGCCGCCAGCACCUACGUCUGGCUCCCGCUGCGGAUCGAGGGCACCUCGGUGACGCUCGACUGGCACGACUCGUGGAACGUCGAUGUCGCGGCCGGCACCUGGUCCGAGUCCACCGUCACGACCGAGAUCGAGGGCGAGACCGCGGCGCUGGCCAACGGCGCCCGCGUCGUCGACUGCUCCCAGUGCAGCGGGUCCUCGGCGGCCGGGUACCUCGGCGGGGACAUCGACGGCACCGCGACGUUCGACUUCAGCGUGGCCGCGGCCGACCGCGUCACGCUCAUCGUCAACCACAAGAACGGCGACAAGCCCUCGCGGUACGCGGCGGUCUCGGUCAACGGCAAGGAGCAGGCGGUGGCUUUCCUGUCCACGUCCCAUCUCUCUACCACCGGGAGCAGUGCCGUCCAUGUCGAUUUGGUCCAGGGGGAGAACACCGUCACGUUCUCGAGGUCGAAAGGCUGGGGGCCGGAUGUCGACCAGCUUGUCGUUCCUCAGUAG